Molecule: messenger RNA, 3762 nt
Organism: Clarias gariepinus (North African catfish)
Lineage: Eukaryota; Metazoa; Chordata; Actinopteri; Siluriformes; Clariidae
Gene: xxylt1
Product: xyloside xylosyltransferase 1
Exons: 5
Coding region: 150-1298 (382 amino acids)
Molecular function (GO): UDP-xylosyltransferase activity
Source: RefSeq, a predicted model, not a curated record
GCUGUUUUCCUGGAAACUAUGUAGGGCGCAUUUAAAGGGAGCACGCUGCGGUUUGCGAUGGAACCAUGAAGUCAGAUUACGAAUGACCAGAGAUAGCGUUUGUUCAUCCAUGCCUGUUUCUCAAUUCCCCUCUUGUAUGUUUUUACGCCAUGGGCAUUUUCCGUGUGUUUUUCCUCACCGUGGCGAGAAUCAGCAGCUCCAAAUUUCACCAGCUUGCUCUACUUCUUGCUGCAGCCCUGGCCGUGAUGGCUUUCUACUAUUUUGGCUCAGAAAAGCAGAACUUCUCCAGCACCACCAAGAGAAUCAAGGAGACGCAGGCGAGCCACAACUCCAACCGCAACGAUGCAGACCUCUCGGUGGACACCAGAUCCGAUCAUCCAGACGAGAACCAAGACCACGGAACACGGCUGGCCUACCAUGCUCUCAUGAUGUUCACGAAGAUUAACACGAGCCGUACGAUGCAGAGCAAGUUCGAGGUGGCCAUGCGCUCCUUGGCCAAACAUGGCCGUUUCAGAGAAGAGGAAAUUCUGGUUCUUCAUUUCGUCUCAGAUGGAGGCAGUAAGGAGCUGGGUGUGAGGGUGCUCCCCGAGCUGCUGCGGGAUGCCACCUUUCUGUAUGAGGUGGUGUUUCAUGAUGUUAAUCAUCUAACCGAGAAGCUCUUCCCUAUAGUGGAGGCCAUGCAGAAGCAUUUCAGUGCAGGCUCUGGAGCUUAUUACAGUGAUUCCAUCUUCUUUCUAUCUGUGGCCAUGCAUCGCAUCAUGCCUACAGAAAUGAAGCGGAUCGUGCAAUUGGAUCUGGAUCUCAAGUUCAGGACAAACAUUCGAGACCUGUUCCAACAGUUCAAGCACUUCCCUCCCGAAGCCGUGAUUGGAAUCGUCCGAGAGAUGCAGCCGGUGUACAGACACACCUUCUGGCAGUAUCGCAAAGAAAACCCCAAGUCCCACGUAGGUGACCCCCCUCCUGACGGCCUGCCCGGCUUCAACAGCGGUGUGAUGCUGUUGAAUCUGAACACCAUGCGCCGCUCUGCCCUCUACAACCGCCUCCUCGACCCUGAACGCGUCGCUCACCUCACCGACAAGUAUCACUUUCGGGGCCACCUGGGCGACCAGGACUUUUUCACCAUGAUAGGCAUGGAGCAUCCAGAGCUCUUCUAUCAUCUUGAUUGUGGCUGGAACCGACAGCUGUGUACUUGGUGGAGGGACCACGGCUACGGCGACAUUUUUCAGCUGUACUUCCGAUGCGACGGACCCGUUCAUAUUUACCACGGAAAUUGCAACACCGCUAUACCCGAUGACUGAAAGCUACAAGAAGGCUUUACACAUUCUGAGAGAAUUCUGCUCCAUUGCGUGAGUGGUGCUUAGCAAUGAGUUGAAUAUACAUGCUCGAGAAGGCGCCUUGAUGCUUCAGCUUGCGUUAUCACACAAUUAGCCAAAUGGAUCAUUUGCCAUAUGCAUGCAGCCAGUACUCCUUUACAUACAUUGCUUUUUAUUCAUAUGGCGUUCAACUUCGGGAACAAAUUGGAGCAAUCAGGUCUCUUUGUGUUCUGCCUUAUGAUGCACUUGGAGCCAGAGUUGGAGUUUAGAAUUCUUCGCAUAGCCGACUGCAGCCUGCAGGAGCAGAGAGUUCUUGCACUCACGACAUCUCUUCCCGUUACUUGCACGAGGACCAGGUUUUGCGUUGCAGUCCUGACCGCAACAUAAUAGCACAGCGGUAGCUGCUUUGGAGCAUAGAGCUGACCAGAAACCUCAUUACUGUGAUGAUGCUGUUUCGGGGAAAGAUUCAAGAGCAAACUAGGAAUGCACAUUGACCUGAUUUUCAAUUCGAACUCCUGAUAGUCAGCUCCAGGUUUUCUCCUGUGUUGUGCAAGUUUAUUCCUGCUAUUAAUUUUUUUUUAAAUAAAGUAUUGCAUGACAGGAAAUAAACAGAGCAAACAUGCCAAAAUGUUUUUAACACAUGACAGAUUGGAGUAUGGCUAGUUUCCCCGGUCGGGGGGGGUAUCAGUGGGGAACUAGCCUUUUCUAAUGAAAUGCACUAGCAUACCCCAGGGGUGGGUAUUGGGAUUCCAGAUAUUCUUGUAAUAUUUAUUUCCUGGCUACUGUUUACUAAGCAAGGAAGGUUUUGGAAGACUUCUCACAGACUCUAAAGGUACGUAAUAAUCCGCGAGGUGUCAUGUCAUAUAUUGUGCCGCGAGCGUGCUUUCGUGUAAAGUAUCUCUUUACAUUUUACAUAAUUAUUGCCUGAAUAUUUUCAGUUCAGUAAAACAGUCUGCAGUAUAAGUAAACUUAAUAAUGACAUAAUGAUAAAUAAUUUGUGAUCCACUGAGAUUCUUCUCAGCAUAUAAUGGGAGAAAGGGUUGCCAGGUGUCAAGAAAAAUGUCAGAAAAAAAAAUUCAAAAGCACAGAAAAUUUGCACAACAAAUAUUUAUUUUAGGAAAUUUAUUGUUUCACUUUGCUACAUUGGUUCAAAAUUCUGUCAACCAGUAUUUUUGUAAAUAAAGUUCUCAUUUCAAGUUAUGAACUUUAGCCGCGCCAUGCUGAUUUAUAUAACGAAUAGAAUAUAUAACAGAGAAGCCUGAGCUUAAGGUUUUGGGAGUCCAUUAUACAGUUUGUUGAAUGUUUUGUUCAAUACACAAUGUAUUAAGUCAAGAUUCUUGUAUCAAACAAUAUAAUAGAGUACAAGACAAGAAUCUGAACUUUAUCUAGAAAGUAAUAAAUAUCCGAGGGUGAGUCAAUAAUUAUCCACACUCCUGUUAUAUUACAUAUUCUGUUUUCUACACUCAGUGCUUUUUGUUUAAGACUACUGUCUCUCCCAGUCACUGUUGUGCAGGUGUCAACCUGUUUACAUCAGUUCAUUUGCAACUGCGGUGCGGAAAAAGUUUGAAAGUGAACCAUCAGCUGGAAAAUUCAUCAACACUUGCAGUUUUCUGGGAUUGUCAAGGCCUAGUGUUGGAACAUAAUCAGGAAAAAGGUUUAACAAUCAACAGUUUUCGUUAAAGUGAGACGCUUAUUGUAGAGCUGAAGACUAAACUUCGGGUUAAACGCAGAGGACCGCUAUCCGAGGGCGUUUUGACCUCGCAUGAUAAUGUACGUCUACACACUUCUGCUCACACUGAUGACACUCUGAACAAGAAAGUUCGUUUUGAGGCGUCUUCACUUUAGCCCUGAUCUUGCUCUCACCUCUUUCACCUGUUUAAUCUGCUAAAAGCAGCCCUAUGAGGACAAAGAUUUCCUUCUGAUAAAGAAGUAAAGGAAACAGUGCAUUUGUGGCUUAAAAGUACGAAAGCUUGUUGACGGAUGGAAAUAGUGUUUUGAAAAGCAAGGGGACCAUUUUGUAUUUUUUAUUUUAUUUUUUUUAAGUUAAUGAUAAUAAAUUCUACAGCCAGAGUGCGGAUAAUUUUUGACUCACCCUUGUCCAUUCCUGGCUCCUAUUGUAGCACUGACGGACCAGUUGAUUUUUGACUUUAUAACCUCAUGUUGAUGAAAAAAGGGGCCACCUUUUUUAUUGCAGUUUUUCAGCUGUUGCAAUAAUCAAAAAGUUUUCUCUAGAUACAAAUUUUGUUGUAUCGUGUUCAUAAUGACCACUUCUUAUUUUCUGUUAUUUUUUCUUGUUGUUUACGGUACAUUUUAUUGUAUUUUGCUUGUAAAGGGGGAAAUAAAGUUCCUAAUCUGUUAGCACUGUGCUUUACUGUAUAUGUACUUGUGAUAAAAUGUGGUGUCAAAUUUUUCAAUAAACUGCUUUCAUUUUGUGGAAGCCAACCCUCAA